UUUCGCGCGAAAUCUGCACGUGUGUUGCAUAAGUUCUGCAAGUUGUGUGUCACACUGUGAUCAGUGUGGGUGUGUCACUGAUGUGUGACAGGCCAGUGUCGUUUUGUUGAUGUUCGGACUUCUUCUUCGUAAAACAAAGAGUUUUGACAGUUUAGUAAGUUAUUGUUACGCAAUGGGAAAGAAGAGAAAGCCAACUUCGACAAGAGCAGUGCGGGAAAGUUCACUUUCUUCGGAAGGUUCAGAUUCAGACAAGAAGAAUGGAAAAACAUGCAAGAAGAAAGUAGAGGAUCAGGAAGAAAAAGUUUUGAAGAAGAGAAGGUUGCAGGAAGAUAAAAUUGAGGAGCCAAAUUCCUACCAUCUUUUUACUGAAUCUGAAGAUGUCAGACGGUUUAGGUUGAAUCUGCUACAGUGGUAUGAUGAAAAUAAACGAGACCUUCCUUGGAGAAAAUGGGCAAGUCACCCAAACCCAAACCAACGAGCUUAUGGUGUGUGGGUUUCAGAGAUCAUGUUACAGCAAACACAAGUAGCGACAGUUAUCGACUACUACAACAGAUGGAUGAUGAAGUGGCCAACCCUUGAAGACCUUGCAAUAUCUGCAACACUUGAGGAAGUCAAUGAAAUGUGGUCGGGUCUAGGUUACUAUUCCAGGGGGAGGAGGCUGUUUGAAGGAGCUAAGAAAGUGGUAGAGACUCUAGGGGGAGUCAUGCCAAACGAUGCAGAAUCACUCAUGAAACAGUUGUCUGGUGUCGGCAGGUACACAGCCGGGGCUAUUGCAUCCAUUGCUUUUCAAGAGAAAACUGGAGUUGUAGACGGGAACGUUAUUAGAGUGCUGGCAAGAGCGAGGGCCAUUGGUGCCGACUCAACGAGUGCAGUGGUGCAGUCAACAAUCUGGUCACUUGCCAAUACUCUCGUAGAUGCGAAGCGCCCGGGUGAUUUCAACCAAGCUAUGAUGGAACUUGGCGCGACGAUCUGUACACCCAAAGCGCCCUCUUGUGACAAAUGUCCGAUCAAGAAACUCUGCCGGGCCUACCAUCAUAAGGAUAGAGUGCAGUCAUACUAUGAAGAAAAACACAAAGAGGAAUUCAGCUCCUUCAGGGUGAAGCAGGAAGACAUUGUGCCCGACAUAGAAUGUGCCGCUGAUAAUUGUCAGCUUUGUAUACCGGCAAGCGAAGGAUAUGAUGAAGAACUGGGGGUUCUGAACUACCCUCGAAAGCCAAAGAAGAAACCACCUCGACAAGAACAGACGGCAGUGUGCAUAGUGGAAAAGAAGAGUAAUGGCAAGAAGGAACCAGACUAUCUACUUGUACAGAGACCAGAAACUGGUUUACUUGCUGGCCUGUGGGAGUUUCCUAGUGCGACAAUGGACAGUGAUUGCUGGCCUACGCCCAGGAGGGAAAAAGCCAUCAAUGGUUUACUACGAGACAAACUCAAAAUGAAGAUUUCUGCGGAGAAAGAAAGGCAUUCAGUUGGUGAAGUGGUCCACAUAUUUUCUCACAUUGAGCAGACGUAUUGCGUUGAGACAUUUACUGCUUAUGAUCAGGACAUCAAAGAAACUACUCCUAUGGCUGGUAGUCCGUCUAAUAAGUGGUUCACGGCCCAGGACUUCUGGUCUGGAGCUGUCUCGACAGCAAUGAAGAAAUGUUUUAGUGCCUACCUAAAAUCAAUCAGUCCGCCAAAGGUGAAUUCCAAAAAGAUGAAGUUUGACUCCAAAAAGACGGGAGAUGCUAAGAAGCAAACGGGUUUGGAUUCCUUCUUCAAACCAGUGCAGAAGAAAUGAUGAACUCAAACUAGGUGACCGGUACUCUUGUGCAGCCCAUUCUCACAGCUCUGCUUACCGUUCUGCUUAGCAUGGAAUUCUAUGCUUAAAUUCUAUGUGUUCUAUGCACUAAUCUCCUGUCUGUACCAAGUCAAUGGCUUAUCAGGGUUUAUCUCCAGUUUCCUUGGCAAUAAACAACUGAGAAUAUUUCUAUCCCCCUGGACAGGAUGCCAUUCCAGCCCAGGUUACUCCCUAGCUCUCGUCAGUACCCAAUUUUACUCCUGGGUGGAGAGAAGCAUUUAUGGUAAAGCACCUUGCUCAAGAACACAAGUGUUGUGUUACUGACAGACAGGGUCUGGAACCAACAUUCGGUAAACUACAGAGCUUGAGUCCACUUCUAGACCGCCCAGCCAUGAAACCCCUCAACUUAAAGGAUUUGUGCAUGUACCAAAGUUCUACUUUAGUUUUCAUAGAAAGCAAGGGCUUUGGAAACUUUGUUCAGCUGAGACAUGAUCUGGGCCCAAUUUCAUAGAGCUGCUAAGCACGAAAAUUUGCUUAGCAUGAAAUUUAUUCCUUGAUAAAAACG
Molecule: messenger RNA, 2342 nt
Organism: Asterias rubens (European starfish)
Lineage: Eukaryota; Metazoa; Echinodermata; Asteroidea; Forcipulatida; Asteriidae
Product: adenine DNA glycosylase-like
Exons: 13
Coding region: 110-1777 (555 amino acids)
Biological process (GO): base-excision repair; mismatch repair
Cellular component (GO): nucleus
Molecular function (GO): 4 iron, 4 sulfur cluster binding; 8-oxo-7,8-dihydroguanine DNA N-glycosylase activity; adenine/guanine mispair binding
Source: RefSeq, a predicted model, not a curated record